CACACGCUACGCCGUCUGCGCUCAUCGCCUCGCGCAACCAUAACAAACGUGGCUGGGUCGGCGGCUGCAUCGGCUGCACUGUACGAGAUGAAAUGACAACAUCGUAGUGUCGCGUGAAUACGGCCGGAGAACGCACCGGAUAUAAUUGUACCCGUCUUGUUCUGCUGAACUGAAUACUGAAGCUCGCGGAGAAGAUAAGAUACACAUCUUGAAUUUGAAAGGAGCUUCCCCCCGACCUAAACAAUGGAUCAAAGACUAGCUGUGCUUGCCCUGUGUCUCCCUUUCCUCACGAACUCUGUGUUGGGCGAAAUAUGUCCCGGAGCAUGUCGCUGUGAAUAUACGGAAGCUGGCAAAUACCGGACGCAGUGCUCCCAGCCAGGACUGCGCGAAAUCCCCGUACUCGACCCCAACACGCAAAUACUGGAGAUCGUCGCUUCCUCCGGCAACCCGAACCGAUUCCACGGUCUUCCGCACAAAGCCUUUCUCAGCUACAGGCAACUCGAGGAGGUGCACAUCGUGUAUGGCAACUUAAACGGCAUCGGCGACCACGCGUUCAUCGGUCUCGACAAGUGCAGGGUGAUAGACCUGCAGCAUAACAACAUCGCGCUCAUAACGCAGCGCAAACUCUUCGGAAUUCAGAACUCGCUGACGUCUCUCAAUCUGUUCGGCAACAACAUCACCGAGCUCGCGUCUGGAACAUUCAACCAGCUGUCGCGGCUCGAGUAUCUCAACAUCGGCGACAACGGUCUGCACAAGUGGUCGUCGAAGCUGUUCGAGAACCUGUACAGCCUUCGCACGCUCAUCUUCGACGACAACCCGAUCGGCGAGCCGGACGGAUACGUCGACGCCGACGUCUUCAAGGACACGCCCGAGCUGCGCGAGUUCUCGGCGGCCAACUGCAGCCUGUCGGUGCUGCACGCGAAGACCUUCCGGCACAUGCGGAAGCUCACCACUCUGAACCUCGCUCGCAACCGCCUCGCCGGCCGCAUGAAGGAGAACCUCUUCAGCAAGCAUCUCGUGAACCUGCGCGACCUCAACCUGGAUGCGAACAGGAUGAAAGCGAUCCCACCGCGCACCUUCAACGGGCUAGACCUGGACAGCCUGAGUCUCGCCGACAACCGGCUGAGCGAGGGCGUCGAGCGCGACGUCUUUAUGGGUCUGCGCGCGCAGAGGCUCUCCCUCGCCAAUAACGGAUUCCGAAAGAUCGAUCCGGCGAUCACCGACCCCAUAGCCGAAGGGCUUCACCACCUCGACAUCAGCAGGAAUCCGCUCGACGCGGCGCACUUGGGAAAGUUCCUCGACUCGCUGCCCGAUUUACAGGAGCUGAAUCUGACGGGGUGCGGAUUCGCGGACGUGCCGCACGGUGCCGUCCCAAGCUCCGCUCGUCUCUCUGCGCUCACGCUCGCGGGCAAUCGCCUCACGGAUUUCCCACCGCGCGCCGUCGCAGACCUCGCUUUCUCCGGCACGAGGCUCGACCUGAGGGGCAACGAGUUCAGCAGCAUCAACCUGGAGCUGGCGAAGGAGUUGAGGAAGCUGCCGGCGGUGUCGCUGCACGGCAACCCGUGGCACUGCGACUGCGGCAUACGGCCGCUGUUCGAGUGGGUGCAGGAGACGGAGCCAGCGAACUGCACCGACGAGCCGGAGAGCCUGUCCUGCCUCGUGUGCGCCUCGCCGGAAGAGUACGCGGGCGGACUCAUACGCGAGCUGAACGCCAGUGAUGUUGUCACCUGCCCGCUAGUGAUCAGGGCGAAGCAGUUGAACGCCGACGCAAAGAUCGGUCUCGCGAUCGCCGUCAUGGUGAUCGCGAUCCUCAUCAGCAUCAUCAUCGCGAUCAUCUGGAAGAGGAGGCAGGUGGACUACUACACGAACGAGGAGAAGCGCUCGGCCGAGGAGAAGGCCGUGCCGGUGACGUGGGCGGGAGAGCCAGCCAACGAUGAGCUGCCACUGAACGGCUCUGCACAGACCACGCCGACGAAGAUCGCAGAGACCACUGAUAACGUCGUCGAAGAGACAGAGGCGAUGAAUCACAAAGACGACGACAGGCCAGUGUCCUGGUCAACGUCUGUAUAGAAAGGAGAGCAGUCGUUGGACUAUCUUUUAUAUAACAAUGCAUAUAUUCGAUCCGUUGUUUGGAACUGGUUCAAUUAACUAAAAGGUAGAAACAGUAUGUACAGCUUCCCCAAGAAGAAAAUAGCACGGCCCACCUCCAUUCGACAAUGGUCAACUGGUCGUCGAUGUUUGUACUAGUAUGAGAAAGUAUGAGAAAAAACGUCAAAAACUAGUACAACUUGAAACUGGCGCAUGCAAUUGAGGCAGCAUUCAUUACACACAAGAUUAAACAGCGCAAGAAGUGAAGAUUUCGAAGGAGCAAACAAGUCACUAAUGGAUUUUCCAUCUUGAGUGCAUUUAUAUAUUAGCAUAUAACGUCGCCUGUACUACGGAGAAAGUACGAAACGUUUGCUAAGGAAAAUAUGCAAGCAUUUAUUUCUUCCCGUUGAGAAUUUCACGAAAACAUUAGAAGACAUGUGGCAUAUUCAUCCUAACAUGUCAUCCGUAUCUAAUUAAUUCCACUUAAGACGUGCAAAUAUGGACUUCACCCUAUCCUUCAUGCACCCAUAUUUAAUUGCGGCAGUUUUGUGUAUACGCAAUAGUUUGACAGAUCAUUUUGAGAUUUGACAUAGCUUUUGUAGACUACUACACUGUACCCCCGCAGUGCCCUCCUGUAUAAUAUUUCUCCCAAUAGAUGGCGCGAGGGGCUGAUCGCGCUCUCUCUCUCUCUCUCUCUCUCUCUAUAUUGCAUAUAUCAUAUAUUGGAUAAUCUCAUUGGCUAUCCCUGUUCUGGGGUUGUAUUACAGUACAUGCUCGUGUUUCUACUUUUUACAAAUGUUUGCCAAAGUGAGAUACUAUGGCAAUGCUGUUUUACGGUCUUUGAUUUAAAUGACAGCUAUACUCUGUGUAUCAUCUUGGGAUAGCUUUCUAAAGAAAAUGUCAGAUACCGGUCUAUUUAUGUAAUAAGAUUGUACAUAGCCAAGUUCGUUAGUUGUUCCUUCUUAAGAGUAUUUGUGCCUGUGCAGAAAGAUAGCUGUGCAGUGGUGGUAUUAUUCUAUUUAAUAUAUUUGGUGUCUGUGAAUAGUAUGAUACGUAUAUGUGUUGUGUAUUUAAAGUAAAUAUUUUUGUAUGUCUGUAUACAAGCAGGAUACGUACGUUCCAACAGUAGUCCUGAUUGGCCUAGCUCGUUUCUAAGACGCGAAUCGCUUAACAAACAUUUGAGAGGUAUCGUUUUAUUCUUCCAAAAGUGAAAGUUCUACGUGCAAGUAAGUUAUAUCCGUAUACACGUGCGUAUACUAUAGAAGUAAACUUAGUAGGUAUUUGUACUAGGUGAAGAUAUUUAGAGUUCAUCGUAUCCACGUUGAUUCGUGUACUCUUUAUCGGGAUUCUCCCGCCAAACAUAAUAAAUAAAUGCAGCUAUAUUGAUCAUGUCUUGCGAUUGUGUAGCUCUGUGCCUUAUCCCCGUUUAAUUUAAGAUAUGUCCCAUCAGUUGUCGGCGUAAUGUAGUGUUCGUGAGAGGUGUGGUAGAUGUUGAUUCUUAGUUUAUUGUUGUGUUACAAUUCUAUCGAGGUGUGUAACUGUAUUGGUAUAUAAUAGAGUUGUGCAAUUUAAUCAUCGGAAUAUGCAUAUAUAGUAAUGAGAUUGUGAGAAAUAGAUUUAGACGUGACAAGUAGUAAUUAGUCAUUGAAUAGAUAACAUAACGUAGAUAUGUGUUGUAAUGUAUUCCCGAUGAAAACGUGCAACGCAUUUAUUACCACCUAGUGAACCCAAAGGUUUUCGCAAAAUGAUACAUCUGGUCUAACCGACCGGUUGUAUAAAAGUAAAAUUCAGGUCCAAUAUAUGCCAUUACAAAAAUGACUACAUAGCCGGUCAUUUAAGUUCUUACGAGAUCGAUCGAGUAGUUUACUUUUAAACUGGCUUGGUGCCCUUUAGAAAUGACUGUGUUUCAGAUUUGUACAUAUCGUAUGUUAUAAGUGUUGUGCUAGAUGAUAAGAACCAACCAUACAGUGCAAUCAAUGGUCGGCCUUGGUUUGUGGUGUGCGUAAUCAUCAAUAUCUCAUUCAUAAAUAAAUUUUCAGCAAUUACGCAUAUAAAACAGU
Messenger RNA from Priapulus caudatus, 4148 nucleotides. RefSeq names its product slit homolog 3 protein-like. The record is from RefSeq and is a predicted model, not a curated record. Gene Ontology annotation, molecular function: protein binding. The transcript is spliced from 2 exons. Bases 244 to 2070 code for a protein of 608 amino acids. NCBI's taxonomy places the organism in Eukaryota, Metazoa, Priapulida, Priapulimorpha, Priapulimorphida, Priapulidae.